Messenger RNA from Closterium sp. Yama58-4, 765 nucleotides. The record is from the annotation of a GenBank genome assembly. NCBI's taxonomy places the organism in Eukaryota, Viridiplantae, Streptophyta, Zygnematophyceae, Desmidiales, Closteriaceae.
AUGGUCGACAAGGUGGUGCGCACUGUGGAGGCAUUGCUUGGAAACUCAAGCCUGGAUGUGACGGAGAUUGCCAAGACCAUUGAGUCCACCACGGGGGAUCUGACAGAGCAGUACUUGACGAACGACAAGCAGUUUGGAGGCAAGGGCAAAAGCUGGCUGGUCGGCUUUCUCAAGCUUCACGGGGAAGGCGGAGGCACGAAGGUCCGAGUGCGAGGCGUGGACGAGAAGGGACGCCCAAUCAACCACCACUACACCAUACACGAGAGGAAGCUCCCGUGGCACAAGCAGGGAAGCAACUACGUCGAGUGCGUGAAGCUGUGCCGCAGGUUCGCCCGCGAUUGCGUAGACAACCUCAACGAGCGUCUGGAUGAUCUGGGGAAGCUGGGGCCGACAAAGCUGUUUCGGGCGGGAAAGUGGCUGAAGAUCAAGCUCAACGAGAGAAGAAGUGCCAGCUUGAAGCUGGCUGUGGCAGAGAGAGAUAGUAAGGGGAAGCAGAAGGAGGGUGAAGACGAGGCUCCUGGAACUGCCGAGCAGAACGAGGAUGAGGGAGAGGAGGAGGAGGAGGAGGAGGAGGAGGAGGAGGAGGAGGAGGAGGAGGAGGAGGAGGAGGAGGAGGAGGAGGAGGAGGAGGAGGAGGAUGAAGUGGAACGUGACCUGGGCGACGAUCAGGAGCUCGUGGGGGAGGAGGAGGAGGAGGACAACCCCUUUAUGUCGGACGAUGAGGAUGUGGAGGAGGUGUACCACAUCGACAAGCCCGUGCACUAG